This is a messenger RNA of Scomber japonicus (chub mackerel), 2575 nucleotides long. Its product is annotated as semaphorin-4B-like. The transcript is spliced from 14 exons. Bases 1 to 2382 code for a protein of 793 amino acids. The record is from RefSeq and is a predicted model, not a curated record. Gene Ontology annotation, biological process: negative chemotaxis; neural crest cell migration; negative regulation of axon extension involved in axon guidance. Lineage: Eukaryota; Metazoa; Chordata; Actinopteri; Scombriformes; Scombridae. Gene Ontology annotation, molecular function: semaphorin receptor binding; chemorepellent activity.
AUGGCUCUAUCAGUGCUCCUGCUACUCCUCGGCCUGCUGAGCUCUUCCUCCUCCUCCUUCUCCUCCUCCUCCUCCUCCAUGCUGCCUCCUCCACGGACCUCCUUCAGCCUCCACUCUGCAGAACGGCGGCUCCUCUUCCGUCUCCCUGACGUCCACAACUACACCACACUGUUGCUCGGCAACGAUGGUUCCACCCUGUUCGUGGGCGCCCGGGACGCCGUGCUGUCAUUGGACAUCAGUCAGCAUGAUGUCAUCACCCUGAAGAAAAAGGUGGAGUGGAGUCCGUCUAGCGAUGACAUUAAUGACUGUCAAAGUAAAGGGAAGAACCAAACGGUCGACUGUCCAAACUUCAUCCACGUGUUGCAGCAGAUAAACUCCUCACAUCUGUACGCCUGCGGGAGCUUCGCCUACAGCCCCCAUGAUGCCUUCAUCGACACUGAGACUUUCUCCCUCGUCCAAAGCCACAGCGCUAAAAAUCGCUGCCCGUUCAACCCGUUCCAGAGGAACUCCGCCAUCACCAUCGGUGGCGAGCUGUUCACCGCCACCACCACCGACUUCAGAGGAGUCAAACCUCAGAUUUCUCGUCACUUCAGCAAAGAUGGCCGCCCAGACAUCAGCCAGGACACGUCUGUCAACUUAUUGGAAGAGCCGACCUUCGUCAGCACGUCGUUGGACCCUGAAGACGGGAAACUCUACUUCUUCUUUAGUGAAGUUGGGAACGAGUUCAGCUUCACUGAUGAGCUGCGAAUCGCUCGAGUGGCCCAAGUCUGCAAGGAUGAUGUCGGAGGAGAGAGGACUCUGCAGAAGAAGUGGACGUCCUUCGCCAAAGCUCCUCUGCUCUGCCAGUUUCCAAAACAGCUUCCCUUCAACAUCCUCCAGGACAUGUUCACCCUCCAGCCAGCAGAGGGCAGCGCUGCCUCAGACACUCUGUUCUACGGCGUCUUCACCUCCCAGUGGUCGUCGGCUCCACAGUCGGCAGUGUGCGUCUUUAAGCUGCAGGACUUCAGGGUCGUGUUUUCUGGGAGCUACAAAACUUUUGACAUGGAGAGCCACCAGUGGAGUCUACAGCAGGGAAAUCACCCGUAUCUGGGAAAGUGUGGACAGGACAGAGAUUCAGACUCUAUCUUAGCAGAAGUGAAGAAGAGUUUCCUGACCAGCGACAGCGUGAAACCAGCCGGAGACGCUCCCAUCUUUGUUUCUUCAGAGCAGAGCUACAGUCGAGUGGCUGCCAUGACGACCAAAGCAGCCAAUGGGAAGGAUUAUACCAUCCUUUUCCUACUGACCGAGUCUGGGUUCCUCCACAAAGUGGCUUUGCUUGAUCAGGGUCCACGGGUCAUUGAGGAGAUUCAGGUCUUUACACAACAUCAGCUUAUUAAAAACAUCGUCCUCUCCUCCCCAAAGGGAGUUCUUUAUGUUGGGACAUCAGAGGGUGUGACGGCCAUCCCCAUCGCCAAAUGCUCCAUCUACCGAAGCUGCUCCCAGUGUGUCCUGGCCAGGGACCCUCUCUGUGGAUGGAGCCACACCAGGAGGCUCUGCACUGCUCCAGACAGCAGUGCUGACUACAUGGUUCAGGUCCUGGACAACGGCAACGUGGAAGAGGAAUGUGAUGAACGGACAGAGGACAGCGUGAACGAAGAAAUCAACGUUAAUUUGAACGAAGUGGUGAUACUCAAUUGUCUGAAACCUUCCAACCUGGCCACCCUCAUCUGGACUUCACCUCAAUUCAAAGUCCUGCCAAAGAAACUCUUCAUCCAAUCGGCUGAGGGCAGUCUGAUCUUCCAUGCCAGCACGACCAGCUUUGGGACCUACCGCUGUGAAGCAGUGGAAAGCGGGCACAAGCAAGUGGUCAAAAGCUAUUAUGUCCGACAGAUUGGUUCUCCACAUCCCAGAAGCCCCCCUCCGGAGGUUGACCAUAUGCCUGACAUCAAAGAAGAGUCUGACGAUGAGAGCAUAAUGACCGAGGAACCGAUUACCUCUGUGAUGACACCUGUAGGAGACCCAGAGGACAACCUGACACAGAACAAAGGCGCUGAAUCCACUGUGACCAAAGACAAGGCCAAAACUAACAAUGAAGAGCCUACAAUUAAAAACACGUCUCAUGGUGGUGGUUUGGACUCUACAAGAGAUGUUCAGUCCUGGAAGGAACCGCUCAAUGCUCCAACAAAGAGCUACUACAGUGAGCUGGUUGUUGUUUCUCUCCUGCUGGCAGCCUGCAUUUUGAUCCUGAUGCUUGCCGGGCUCCACGUGUGGCGCCAGAGGCAGAAAAACCCUAAACUGGAAGGUCUCAGCAGUCCAGAGGAUGGAGGCAAGGUGAAUAAAAGUAUGGAGACUGUUCCAGCUCUGAGCUGUGCAGAGGAUGCUGGACCUGAGCUGAGGGUGUAGUAAUGCGGUUUUAAUGAUGGACAUCUUCAAUUCAAUAUUUACUGGUUCAGCUAAAAAGAAACAAAGAGAGCUUGUGUCAUGAUAUUUGAAGACACUGUCCAGAACAAACAGAUCCAGGAUGAGUUUAGUCGACUUUACCACAGACUGGAAAUGAGAGGAAAGUCUGAUUCAAAGUAAAACUCUAGCAGUUUGA